AUGAGUGUGACAUUGCACACGUCGUUGGGCGAUAUCAAGAUUGAAGUGUUUUGCGAAGCUGUACCACGCGCAUCCGAAAACUUCCUAGCUCAUUGUGCAGCAGGCACAUUCGAUCAUGUGAAAUGGCACAGGAAUAUGAAAGGCUUUAUGAUUCAGGUAAGUCUAGGCACACUGACAUAUCAGACGGGUGAUCCUACCGGUACUGGCAAAGGCGGGCAGUCGAUCUGGGGCGAGCCGUUUGAGGACGAAAUCCGAGCUACAUUUAAGUUUAAUGCGCGUGGGAUCGUUGCUAUGGCCAACAGCGGGCCCAAUACCAACAAAUCACAGUUUUUCAUUACCUACAGCAAGCAGCCCCACUUGGAUGGCAAGUAUACCAUCUUUGGCAAAGUGAUUGAUGGGGCGGAGCUUGGGGGCACGCUGGAAGUGAUGGAAAAAGUACCUGUGGAUGCCAAGCACCGCCCUCUAGACGAGAUCCGCAUGGAAGGUGUUACGAUUCAUGCGAAUCCCAUUGCCCAAAAGGCCGCUCAGACAUCCUAG
This is a messenger RNA of Malassezia pachydermatis, 537 nucleotides long. Its product is annotated as peptidyl-prolyl cis-trans isomerase-like 3. Lineage: Eukaryota; Fungi; Basidiomycota; Malasseziomycetes; Malasseziales; Malasseziaceae. The coding region runs from base 1 to 537 and encodes 178 amino acids. The record is from RefSeq and is a predicted model, not a curated record. Gene Ontology annotation, biological process: protein peptidyl-prolyl isomerization. The transcript is spliced from 5 exons. Gene Ontology annotation, cellular component: catalytic step 2 spliceosome. Gene Ontology annotation, molecular function: peptidyl-prolyl cis-trans isomerase activity.